GACGCCGCCUGGGGGACGGCCGUGCCCACGCUCACUCCCGCCGCCUGACGCAAUCCGGGGCGCCCUUGCCGCAUGCCAGGGCCGGGAAGCCUCCCUCGCCGCCGUUGCAUCACUCCUGACAGGUUUGCCGCAGCCAGGGAGCCGGACCAAUCAGCGGGCGCGGUGGGGCGGGGGCGGGCCGCUCAGGGAGCCAAUCACAGGGCGGAGCGGUUAACCGGUCAGCAACGCCCAAAGCUCAUUGGCUACAAAAGGGGUUCGCCCCGCCCCAAUCGCCGCGGCAGCUGGCGGCGGGGGGCGGUGCCCGCCCACCGGAGGGUUUAAAAGGGGCCGUGGCGGGGCUGCGCGGCUGGAGUGACCGAACGGUGCCGGCCAGGUGUGCGCGUCCGCCCGUCCCUCCGCGCCCGCCCGCGCCCGACACCUGCCCGGAGGACGCCGGCCCGGCCCUGUGCCCGGCACCAUGAAGCAGGCGCCCGCAGCCCAGAGCCCCGCGCCCGCCCCGCCCGCCUCGCCGCCCGCGCAGCCCCCGCGGGGCGGUGGCGACCCCCCGGCGCUGUGGAUUUUCGGGUACGGCUCCCUGGUGUGGAGGCCCGACUUCGCCUACAGCGACAGCCGCGUGGGCUUCGUGCGCGGCUACAGCCGCCGGUUCUGGCAGGGAGACACCUUCCACCGGGGCAGCGACAAGAUGCCUGGCCGAGUGGUGACCCUUCUCGAAGACCAUGAGGGCUGCACGUGGGGCGUGGCCUACCAGGUGCGAGAUGAGCAGGUGAGCGAGGCCCUGAAGUACCUGAACGUGCGGGAAGCGGUGCUCGGCGGCUACGACACCAAGGAGGUCACCUUCUACCCCCAGGACAGCCCUGACCAGCCACUCAAGGCCUUGGCCUACGUGGCCACCCCCCAGAACCCCGGGUACCUGGGCCCCGCCCCGGAGGAGGCCAUCGCCACCCAGAUCCUGGCCUGCCACGGCUUCUCCGGCCACAACCUCGAGUACUUGCUGCGCCUCGCAGACUUCAUGCAGCUCUGCGGGCCCCAGGCCCGGGACGAGCACCUGGCGGCCAUCGUGGACGCGGUGGGCGCCAUGCUGCCCUGCUUCUGCCCCACCAAGCAGGCGUUGGCACUGGUCUGAGGGGCGGAGCCCCUGCAGGGAGUGCCCACAAGGACAUGGGCGCCCGGGCCCCACGCCCGUGCACACAGACAGACUUGGACACAGCGGGAGCCCACUGAGAGGGCAGCCAGGGCUCCUCUCCCGAGCCCCUGCCUGUCCAUCCGCCUCCAGCCCUCCUGCCUGGCAUUGACGUACUACUUGAAACUACUUAUUGCACCAUGUUGGUGUGACGGGCAGGGUGGGGGGCCUGCCCUGGACACGGGCCCCGCUGAGCGGUGCCCACCCCGAUAUCUGGCCAGAUUCCCCCCAGUGCUGCUGCUCACCCCUCCCCAUCCAGACCCCCCCCCCCCAGCUCCCUAACCCCACACCAUUCCCAGCCCCGGAAGUGCCACCUGCUGGUAAGGGACCGAGGGAGUGAGGGGAGGGGCCCUAAAGGGACCGAGCCCCCUUUCAGCCCUGCUCAUCGCCCGGGUCCCCAGGGCAAAGCCAGAUCUGGAGCCCUUGGCUGCCGAGGCUGGGCCUGGACCUCUCACGCACUUGUCUUUGUUCGCCUGUCCUAUGUGUCUGUCUGUGCAGUCCUGUCUGUCUGUCUGUCUGUCUAUUCCUGGGAAAUGGAUCCCUAGGCUCUGGGGCCAUCCCAUCUGUCCCGUUCUGUUACCAUAAACUGAUGUCCUA
This is a messenger RNA of Pipistrellus kuhlii (Kuhl's pipistrelle), 1777 nucleotides long. It is a transcript of the gene CHAC1, whose product is annotated as ChaC glutathione specific gamma-glutamylcyclotransferase 1. Gene Ontology annotation, biological process: glutathione catabolic process. The record is from RefSeq and is a predicted model, not a curated record. The coding region runs from base 458 to 1123 and encodes 221 amino acids. Gene Ontology annotation, molecular function: glutathione specific gamma-glutamylcyclotransferase activity; gamma-glutamylcyclotransferase activity. Lineage: Eukaryota; Metazoa; Chordata; Mammalia; Chiroptera; Vespertilionidae. The transcript has 3 exons. Gene Ontology annotation, cellular component: cytoplasm.